AAAAACCCAACCAGUCAUCUCCGGUCCCUUUUCGCCGCCUCGCUCCGUACCACUUAUGAAUAGCCGCAUGGCGUGACGAGGCUCCAGCUCACCAGACAAAAAAUUCGAAAUGCCUCUAAGUAAGCUUUUUCUCCGAUGGACACAGCCUGACAGGCCUGUCAGGUCCCAGGAGACGCAGGAUGCCGUCAUGAGCGUCCUGCCAAACCAUGCCGCUGGAUUGCGCCGCUAACCCCGGAUCGUCCCUCGUCUCGUAUGUUCAGCAACCUCUAGAACUCUCUGUAAGGCGCGGCCCGCGAGAAGUGUCCCCAGUGUCGUGAGUAAGAUUAGGUGACGGCGUACCGAGUGUGUUGCCCGUGAUGUAGUAGGCUAGCUAGUAUAAGAGAACCCGUGAACGUCCCUUGUGAGGCAAAAAAAGAAACUCUCGUCAUCACAGCAACAUAGACAUCUUCACUCUUCAUAUAAACUUCAUUGCAUAUAUAUAUACAUUUUUGUAUAUACUAUAAAACAUCUCCGCUCCGAGCUCGAAGGAUAGAAUCAUCUCAACUCUUACGAACUCUUACGAUCAUCUCAUCUCUUAAGUCUACUUCGACACUUGUCUUAUUAGACCUUAUCAUCUCAUCUCACCAACAUAAAUAAAAAUGUCGGCCGCCAUCGCCUCCCGAGCCCAAGCUCCCCUUUCCGCCAUCAUCCGGCAAGCGUACAAGGGUCUACGACAAUCGACCCGGAUCGUCGAAGGCAUCGAAGCCCUUCCAACCACCACACCCUCUCAGCGCGCCGACUGGGGCCGCAUCGUCAGGGCACGCGCUGGUGUCGCUUCAGUAUACUUCCCCGCAAUGGGCACAUUCCUCAGCUGGCCUCUGAUAUCGAGCUACUUCCUCGACGGCCACAUGGGACAAUUCUAAUUCGAAUCUGUUGAUAUUCACCAACCCGCCCAUACACUAAUGGGCUAUACAUAACACACCAUAAACCAUAAAACCAUUCGUCACAACGACUGCAUAUACAAACUGUACAUAUAAAUAUCCGGUCGGGCGUUUUUCGGUUACCAGAACAAAAACCUGGCAGGUUUACACAUCAUGACAUAGGAGGCGUUCCGGGUUAAUUAAUCAGUUUGAAGAAACGGCCAAGGGGGGUCCGAACAGACCUCGAAGUCUAGGGGAACGUGGAAGAGAAAAGGAGAAUCCGUACUCAUAGAGUCAUAUAAGCGCUUAUAUCUAA
Molecule: messenger RNA, 1215 nt
Organism: Annulohypoxylon maeteangense
Lineage: Eukaryota; Fungi; Ascomycota; Sordariomycetes; Xylariales; Hypoxylaceae
Exons: 2
Coding region: 639-902 (87 amino acids)
Source: RefSeq, a predicted model, not a curated record